Molecule: messenger RNA, 549 nt
Organism: Amaranthus tricolor (Joseph's coat)
Lineage: Eukaryota; Viridiplantae; Streptophyta; Magnoliopsida; Caryophyllales; Amaranthaceae
Exons: 1
Coding region: 1-297 (98 amino acids)
Cellular component (GO): chloroplast
Source: RefSeq, a predicted model, not a curated record
AUGGCAUCAUUACCCUUCGUGUUGAGUGCAGCUGGGACUAGUCGUGUGUUUGCAGCGACAGCAACGAAAGGCGGUGGGUCGACCAAGGAAAAUAAGAGCUUUGUUCAUUGGCUUCUUGGGAGUCUUUCAAAGGAUGAUCAGUUUUUUGAGACAGACCCAAUUCUUAAUAAGGUGGAUGACAAAUCAGGCACUACCAGUAGAAGCAAUGGAAGGAAAGGGACUGUUGCAGUGCAGAACAAGAAGAAUAAUGGUGGUAAUGGGGGUGGAUUUGGAGGUCUCUUUGCUAAGAAGCAAUAGAGUUUUGAUCAUGGCUUUAAACUUUGCAUUAUACAUCAAUGGAGAUGGAGAAAUUUGUCUCCUAUUACAGUCUCAGUUUCUUACUCUGCUUUGUCAUAUAUUCUCUUAAUUAUUGGAUGAUUUGAGUUCUAUUAUUGUUUGAAUUUCAUUGUUAUCAUUCAUUCUUCAAUAGCUACAAUUGGGUAUUUUAGAAAUUUAACAUAUGUAUUUGCCAUUUUUUUUCUUUAAUUAAGUAUACCCUUAAUUUAUCAA